Molecule: messenger RNA, 1572 nt
Organism: Cucumis melo (muskmelon)
Lineage: Eukaryota; Viridiplantae; Streptophyta; Magnoliopsida; Cucurbitales; Cucurbitaceae
Product: protein TRACHEARY ELEMENT DIFFERENTIATION-RELATED 7A-like
Exons: 1
Coding region: 354-1430 (358 amino acids)
Biological process (GO): plant-type secondary cell wall biogenesis
Source: RefSeq, a predicted model, not a curated record
AUUAAUAAUAUUUCAAAGAGUAGAAUGCAAUGCAAGGUUUUCACCACUCAUUUAUAAAUUUUAGAGAAAAUUAGAGGACAUAGCUUUUUAUACACACUUUGGGUUGUAUCAGUAUGAUUGAGGUUUAUUGUAUUGAAAUAAAAAGAAAAUAUAUGCUUGUUGAGAAGAGAAACCAAGGUUGAGAAGCAAAAACAAAAGAUGUUUUUAAUGCACACAAUCAUUACACUUAGCAUGGAAGUUAAGUCAUUUUUUUUCACUCUGUGUGUUGUAUAAAAACGUAUCCCAUAUUUUACCAACUUCUUCAUCUUCAUGUGCUUUCUUUGGUAAAAGAGAGUUUUGAGAUAAUAAUCCCAAUGGCUUCUAUCAAUAAUAGUGAAUACUAUUACCCUUGGUUUCCUCAUCCUUUUCAGCCACCACCACACUACCCAACUGCUCCACCAUCCCCUCCCCUCUUUCCACCACACAGCCCAAUUUCUCCCCCGCCACGUAAGCCAAGUACGCCUCCACCACCACCGCCACCGCCACGCAAGCCAAUUGUGCCUCCUCCUCCACCUCAAAAGCCGACUGCUCCCCCGCCUCCACGCAAGCCAAUUGUGCCUCCGCCGCCACCUCAAAAGCCAGCUGCUCCCCCGCCUCCACGCAAGCCAAUUGUGCCUCCGCCGCCACCUCAAAAGCCAACUGCUCCCCCGCCCCCACGCAAGCCAAUUGGGCCUCCUCCGCCCCCUCAGAGGCCAACGGCUCCUCCCCCACCGCGUAAGCCUAUUGCGCCUCCCCCACCCAAAAAGCCACUUGCUCCUCCACCACCACGCAAGCCCAUUGCGCCUCCACCACCCAAAAAACCAAAUGCUCCUCCUCCGCCACCAAAAAAACCAGUUGCUCCUCCACCACCCAAAAAACCAAAUGCUCCUCCACCGCCACCAAAAAAACCAGUGGCUCCUCCACCACCACGUAAACCAAUCACACCUCCACCACCGCACAAGCCAAUCGCUCCUCCGCCACCCUACAAGCCAAUAUCUCCCCCAUCUCCAAUGCUUCCGCCGCCACCGCCUCCUCCUCCUCACCACCACCCGACGGUAAUCAUCGUAGUAUUUGUGUCAUUAGGUGGGCUUUGCCUGCUUGGAUUCAUGGCAGCUGCACUCUUCUGUUUCGUUAAAAAGAGAAAAGAGAAAAGCGUGGAAGAAACAGAGAUCAUCCACAUUGACGAACACAGGAAGAUCAAAGAAGCCAUAGUUGAAGGACCUCAUGGAUCAUGCCAAACUGUGGUGCUAUCAGUUGAAGAUGACAUCCAUGUUAAUGAAGAAAUCAUAAGGUGUGAGAAGAUUGGGGAAAAAAGGACGUUGCACAGUACAAAUGAAGCAGGAGAUCCAAGCACCAUAGAAGAUCAGCCACAGCCACCAAUACCAUCUUUCACUCAUCAAAAGCAUUCAUAAGCACAAAAGUUUAUCAUUUUGAACAGACCAACAAAGAACAGUUUAAUAAGACAUAAACAACAUACAAACGAAACAAUACAUAUUAUGAUUGUUUUCCAUUGAUGAAAAAUAAAAAUAAAAAUAAAAAAUUGAAUUCAUUUUU